Molecule: messenger RNA, 1716 nt
Organism: Candidozyma duobushaemuli
Lineage: Eukaryota; Fungi; Ascomycota; Pichiomycetes; Serinales; Metschnikowiaceae
Product: nucleobase:cation symporter-2 family protein
Exons: 1
Coding region: 1-1716 (571 amino acids)
Biological process (GO): transmembrane transport; xanthine transport
Cellular component (GO): fungal-type vacuole; membrane
Molecular function (GO): xanthine transmembrane transporter activity
Source: RefSeq, a predicted model, not a curated record
AUGGGUAAGUAUUCCACAUUAGCGAAGCGCUUUUGGCGCAAAUGGACCACACGCGAUGGCCUCUUGGGCGACUACGACUACGGCUACCUUUUCAUUCCUGAUGUGCCGUUCAAAAAGGGCCAGCCCAAGACACAGCCAUUUUUCGGCCUCAACCUGAGCAUGCCCUUGAUUUUGGGUGCUAUUUUGGGAUUCCAGCACUCCUUGGCGAUGCUUGCCGGUGUCAUCACCCCUCCCAUGUUGAUCUCCACCGCCGCCAGCUUGAGUAACGAAAUCAAGGAAUAUCUCAUCUCCACAUCGCUUAUUUGCGCUGGCCUUCUUUCUUGCAUCCAAAUCACAAGAUUCCACAUUUACAAGACGCCUUACUACAUCGGCACGGGUUUGCUUUCGGUGGUUGGCACGUCUUUUGCAACAAUCACCAUUUGCACCAAGGCCAUGCCGAUGAUGUACAAGAACGGCUUCUGUCCAAUGGACGGCGAUGAAAAAUUGCCCUGUCCCGAUGGAUACGGCCGUAUUAUUGCCACCGGUACCGUUUGCGCCUUGUUUGAGAUUUUGCUUUCUUUUGCGCCUUCCAACGUGCUCCAGAAGGUAUUUCCACCUCUUGUGACUGGUCCCGUGGUGCUUCUCAUUGGUGUCCAUUUAGUGGAAACCGGUUUCCAAAACUGGAUGGGCGGCUCAGACUGUGUGGGUGAGACUUGUGGCACUGCCAAACCGUUGGAGUGGGGUUCGCCUCAGUUUGCUGGAUUGGGCUUCUUGGUCUAUUUCACCAUUAUUCUUUCCGAAAGAUUUGGGUCCCCCAUCAUGAAAUCCUGUGCCGUUAUUAUGGGGUUGCUUGUGGGCUGCAUUGUCGCUGCCGCUUGUGGAUACUUCUCUUCUGAGAAUAUUGACUCUGCUCCGGCCGCUACUUUCCCAUGGGUGCACACAUUCAAACUCGAGGUUUACGGCCCCGCAGUUUUGCCUUUCUUUGCUGGAUACAUUGUGCUUAUUAUGGAGGCUAUUGGCGAUAUAACAGCCACCUGUGAUGUUUCUAGAUUGGAAGUGGAAGGCGAUAUGUACGAGUCCAGAAUCCAAGGCGGGAUCCUUGCAGACGGAUGCAACUCAGUCAUCGCUGGUCUCAUGACUAUGACGCCUGUUUCCACAUUUGCUCAAAAUAACGGUGUUAUUUCCGUGACAAAGUGUGCCAACAGAAAGGUCGGAUACUGGUGUGCGUUCUUCCUUGUGGUGAUGGGUAUCUUUUCCAAAUUCGCUGCAGCCAUUGUGUCCAUUCCAAACACGGUUUUGGGCGGUAUGACAUGCUUUUUGUUUUCUUCUGUGGCCGUUUCCGGUAUCAAGAUUAUCUCCACCACGGAGUUCACAAGAAGAGACCGUUUCGUCUUGACUGCGGCAUUGGUACCCGGAAUUGGCUCGGUUUUGGUACCAGACUGGUUUGAUAAUAUUUUCACUUACUCUGGCGACAACACGGCGUUGAUGGGUUUCUUUGACGCCAUUACGUUGGUGAUGGAAACUGGCUUUGCCAUCACCGGCUUCAUUGGACUUAUUCUCAACUUGAUUAUUCCACAGGUGGACGACGAGAUGGAGGAGCUCAACGAGGUUGUGUUGGAGACCGUGGGACUGGCUACCGAGGAAGCUUUAGAGGUGUACAAGCUGAGAGAACAGGUGUUUGUGAAUCCCAAGGCAGAGGCAGAGGCCGAACUGAACUCCAGCGAGGUGAAUAAGUAA